Molecule: messenger RNA, 531 nt
Organism: Pneumocystis jirovecii RU7
Lineage: Eukaryota; Fungi; Ascomycota; Pneumocystomycetes; Pneumocystales; Pneumocystaceae
Exons: 2
Coding region: 1-531 (176 amino acids)
Source: RefSeq, a predicted model, not a curated record
AUGACAAAUCAAGAUAAAUUUCCAGAAGUUUCAGAAGACGAUCUUGUUAAUUUCCACAAAAGCCAUUUCAAUGAUCAUUUAUCACAAUUUUUUAAUUUUUUUUUGGAAAAAAAUGAAGAAAAUAUAUGCAAAAAUGCAAACUUUUUAGAACCUAUUAAAUAUCCGGAUGGAAAUAUUAGGACACUAGAUGACGAAGAUAUUGCGUAUUUUAAGUGGUCAGAAUCAUUUAAAUCAUCAAAACCAGAUCAUACAACUUAUAUUAUUUCUAACGAAGAUAAACCAGAUUUACUUGAAAAAACUGAAAUAUCACGAGAAGAACUUAAACCUUAUAUACCUUCUUAUUCUAAACUCAUCAGAAAUGACCAAGAACUUUUUCAAAAAUAUGGAGAAAAAUAUAAAAUGAUUAUAGAAGCGGAAGAUGCACUUGAUUCCUAUUAUUAUAAAAUCUCGCAAAUGGAUGAUGAUUUUUGUAAAGUAAGCAGAAAAAAGAUUAAAAUCAAUUACUGGCCAGCCAUACCUAUCCGUAUUUGA